Molecule: messenger RNA, 1099 nt
Organism: Tauraco erythrolophus (red-crested turaco)
Lineage: Eukaryota; Metazoa; Chordata; Aves; Musophagiformes; Musophagidae
Source: RefSeq, a predicted model, not a curated record
GAUGUUGUCGUCGUUAAAAAUGGCAGAAGAAUAUGUGGCACAGGAGGCUGCUUAGCCAAUGCACCUUUGCAUCAGAACAAGAGCUAUUUUGAGUUUAAAAUCCAGUCCACAGGGAUUUGGGGUAUUGGAGUUGCAACCCAGAAAGCAAACUUGAAUCAAAUUCCACUUGGUCGAGAUGGCCAUAGCCUGGUAAUGCGAAAUGAUGGAGCUCUCUACUAUAACAAUGAGGAGAAAAGUAGACUACCAGCAAACAACCUUCCUCAGGAGGGCGAUGUGGUGGGCAUUACAUACGACCAUGUAGAAUUAAAUGUAUAUUUAAAUGGGAAGAACAUGCAUUGUCCAGCUUCAGGAAUCCGAGGGACUGUCUAUCCAGUGGUCUAUGUUGAUGACAGUGCCAUCCUGGAUUGUCAGUUCAGUGAAUUUUAUCAUACACCUCCACCAGGGUUUGAAAAGAUCCUCUUUGAGCAGCAAAUCUUCUGAAUGUCUUCGUACCGCAAAUUUGCACCCUGCACUGUUGCAAAAGCUUUGUCGUCUUAAAUAAAGCUUCACUUUACUUUUAGGAAACAUAUCUGUAUUUUUAGUAAGUAUUUGUGACUGUUGUCUGCAGAAUUAACGUGUUAACUGCAACACCAGAUAACUGUGCUGCAAAUACAAGAUUUCUGACAAUGUUUUGUGGUUGCAAAUGAGUGGUUUUGGGCAGGGUUUUUCUCUGAUUUGUACUUGAUGCAUAAGGAGACAAAGGGAUAUUAUUGACAUCAGUAUUACAUUCAGUAUUUUGAAUAAACUGGAGCUCUGUGAAGCCAAUGGUUCUUAUACAUAUGACAGCUACGGAGAUGGAUAAUUCUCACAAUUUUUUUUCCCAGCUUUUUUCGCACAGAAGUUAUGUGCUUUGUGUGAAGGAAGCACUGUGUUUCUAGUCUGUGAUUUGGAAUUGCGGUGUCCUGUUUGUGCACAGUGACUAAUAACACGACGGCAUAACUAGUAGAUAGCUACUUUGUUUUUUUUUUUUCAAGGUGUAAUUUAAUCCAUUCCCUCAGUCUUAGACUGGUGAAUAUAACUUAUCCAUUUCCUCUAGCUUUUCACUUGAUUUUAUUGGGAC